AUGUCUUCAUUGUCUUCAGUGAGACAAUCGAUGCGUCAACUGAUGCCCAAUCCGUGUCACAUCACCCUUGAGAACCGCUUCGAAGUCCUCAACCGGAUUGUAAUGCCUUUAUAUCCCAUGGAUUACGAAAAGCAAUUGCAAAUCAAAUACAAGAAGAAUCAACAAAUCCUUCAAAACUUUGGUCACAGACUGCGAUCAGUGAACUCACCCGUUGUGGUCAACCAUAAAGGACUUCCGUGUCCUCUGGAGUCCGUCAAAGGCUCGCCACUGACUGAACGCUACAGAAAUAAAGACGAGUUUAGUGUUUGGCCGGGAGUUGACGGCUUCACGAAGACUGUGGGCUUCUUCGUGGGCCAGCCCUCUGUCCACUCGGAUGUCUAUUGUGUAGAACCGGAUCACAUGGUUGUUAGCCGUGAAUCACAUCUUAGUAUCGCUAAGAAGUUUCAAAUCUAUUUGAAAGACAUCUCACAAUACGAUUCGUGUCAGAACUACGGAGAUGGCGGUCACUGGAGAAGACUUCACAUCAGAUCCAAUACAGACGGUCAUCAUAUGGUGACAGCUAUUAUGCAUCCGCAAGACCUCACUCAACGCGAAUUGGAUGAAGAGAUGCAAAGGAUAAGAGAUUACUUCGAUGGCGACCAACGAAUCAAAUCCCUGUACUUCCAGGCGUCCAGACAUACGCGACUCAGCAAUGAAAAGGCGCCGUUCGUUCACCUCUUCGGCGACCGCACUAUCACUGAAACACUCUUUGAUAAACGGUUUGAGAUAUCUGUCGAUUCCUUCUUCCAAAUCAAUACGAGUGCCGCAGAAAUACUGUAUAAGAAUGUGAUCUCUGAGUUGAACGCCACCCGAAAGACAACUGUUUUGGACGUCUGCUGCGGAACGGGAACUCUGGCCACUCUGUUAGCGCCAGAUGUGUGUCGAGUGAUUGGAAUCGAUUCCUCCGAGUCUGCGAUCAGUGACGCGCGACAUAACGCGGCCCUCAAUGGCAUCAAAAAUACAGUGUUUAUUGCGGGACCCGUUGAACAAGAGCUCCCAAAACUGGUCGACGACUUGUACUCACAAGACAUUGUAGUGGUGGCCAACCCUACCAGAGGUGGUCUACAUCCCAGUGUCAUCAAUAUAUUGCGUGAAUUUAGUCGCAUCCGAAAGAUUGUAUUCGUUUCGUGCAAACCAGAAGGCUAUGCGUCCAAGAACUUCAUUCAUCUGUGUCUGCCAUCAGACAGACGUAACCGAUCCUUAGGAUCUCCUUUCGUGCCAACCAAUGCAGUUCCCGUCGAUCUCUUUCCCCAAACAAAUCAUUGCGAACUAAUCAUCACUUUUGAGAGGUUCUGA
Oppiella nova is the source of this 1335-nucleotide messenger RNA. The record is from the annotation of a GenBank genome assembly. Lineage: Eukaryota; Metazoa; Arthropoda; Arachnida; Sarcoptiformes; Oppiidae.